This is a messenger RNA of Pyricularia oryzae 70-15, 3153 nucleotides long. Its product is annotated as glutamate-1-semialdehyde 2,1-aminomutase. The record is from RefSeq and is a predicted model, not a curated record. Bases 761 to 2098 code for a protein of 445 amino acids. The transcript has 3 exons. Gene Ontology annotation, molecular function: transaminase activity; pyridoxal phosphate binding. Lineage: Eukaryota; Fungi; Ascomycota; Sordariomycetes; Magnaporthales; Pyriculariaceae.
AAUCAUUUCAUUAGAACAGUUUUUUUGUUCGUAUUAAUCAAGCAUCAUAAUUAAUGCUUACCUGCUUACAGUAUGAAUACUUGUUCGUAACUUGCCCACAUACCUGGUACCUACCUUAGUUUUUUUCCUCCUUUCCCAAUAUUGAGUCUCCCAUGGCUAAGCCGCCCAGGAUGGUUAUAUGCCGCGAACAACAGUGCCGCAGAGGUACGCUGUGCUUUCAUAUGUUGGGCUGUCACCUCACCCAAAAACGGACAUGAUCGCAGGGUGGUACGACUGAAAAAAAAAAGCAGAGAGCGAGAGAGAGCGCGCGCUGAAUUUAUCCGUUCUGACGUGAUAAAAGUCGGAACGGGGCUCACCGAAUGGAUGGUGUUCCUUGUAUCACAACAUGCUCAAGCUAACAAGCGGCAAUCUAUUAAGCUACUGCUACUGUCCCAACAGCCGGAAUCUUCGCAGUCAUGGCAAUGCAACCUGAACACGAGAACACGGCAAUGUGGGAUAUGAAAGUAGUAGACCUUACUUAUCUGGAUGUACUGAUAGGAAUCAGUCAAUGGUACGGUUUGUCUUUCUGAUGGUUGAAAAAAUCGCCGAUUAGACGUCCGAAGCCAACACCGGGACGAAAAUCCCCGACGGAAAUCUCGGAACCAAUAAGACCCAGCCGGUCCGCCAAUUGGCUCCGGGAUACGCUGGGCAUCAAGGAGCGCCUGCCAAACAUUGAGAACAUCUUCCCCUUCAGUCAUGUACAAACAGGCGCAGCAAAACUAUGGCUACCACUGCUGAGGGCGAUUUCCUCUGGGGAGCCACAAUGCAGGCGCGAGCCCGCAAGCUCCUCCUGGAGUACCAGGAGCGGUACGUUGCCGCAAAUCCCAAGUCGGCGGAUUCGUUCGGUCGCGCCUCGGUCUCUCUUGCGGGAGGCAACACGCGAUCCGUUCUACACUACGAUCCCUUCCCCAUGGUUCUGGUCUCGGGAAGGGACUGUUUUGUAUCUUCGGAAGACGGCCGGGAGUAUGUCGACUUCGUGUCCGAGUACUCUGCCUGCAUGCUGGGUCACUCACAUCCGGCGGUGGCAGAAGCGGUUCAGGCAGUCAUGAGCAGGGGAAUCAACCUCGGCGGCGCGAGCAAGGAGGAGCAGGUUCUGGCCGCACUCUUGACGGAGCGCAUUCCCUCCAUGGCGCGGGUGCGCUUUUGCAAUUCAGGCACCGAGGCAAACACCAUGGCGCUCACUCUUGCCCGACACCACACCGGUCGUCGAAAGAUCCUCGCUUUCGAGAACGGAUACCACGGCGGCUUUAUCGGCUUCGACAGCGGCGUGCUUCCUACGACGGUGCCCUUCGAGUUUGUGCUGGCACGGUAUGACGACGCUACCCACGUCCGUGAGCUGGUCGACGACUCAUUCGCCGCCAUCAUCGUCGAGCCCAUGCAGGGCGUCGGUGGCAUGAUACCCGCCUCCCGCAGAUUCCUACAAACGCUGCGCGAGGUUGCUGAUGCGACCAGCGCUGUGCUAAUCUUUGACGAGGUGGUUACCUCCCGCCUGAACUACAACGCUCUCCAGUCCCACCACGGCGUUUUCCCCGACCUCACAACUAUUGGGAAGUUCUGGGGGGGGGGGGGGGGCGGCUUCUCGUUCGGCGCUUUUGGAGGCAAAGCCGACAUCAUGGCGGCCAUGGAUCCUCCGGCGCUCGGCGGAUCCACCAGCAGCGCUCAGCAGCAGCGCCUGAGCCACUCGGGGACGUUCAACAACAACGCCUUCAGCAUGACGGCCGGGGCGGUUGCGUGCCGACUCAUCACGCGCGAGGCUAUUGCAAGGGCCAAUGCGCUGGGCGACCGGCUACGGGAGGGCAUCACGGCCGCAGGCAGGAACGCAGAAGCAUCACCCUGGAUGUGGGCCAGCGGUUUCGGAAGCAUGCUGAAUGUGCACUUUGGGGGAUUUGCCGCGGCGGAGCUCCGAGAUCUUUUCUUCUUCUUCAUGCUAGAUCGGGGUUUCUACGUGUCCCGCCGCGGGCUGAUUGCGCUCAACUUGAUGCAUACGGACCACCACGUGAGCCAGAUGCUCGGUGCAGUGCGCGCUUUUGUCGAAGAACUCGUUCGGGCAGUUCCAUAGAUUCGCGGUCCUCGCUCAAGUUCUGGCCCCAAGGCCACAGUUAUGGCCUCUUAUCGCCACUCAGCAAACACUUACGGCAGUGAAAGAUGCUCUUCUUUUUUUCUUCUUUUUCUUCUUCAAAAGUAGAAUUCGAGAUCCUCCAGUAGGCAUUCCAGCCUGGUUUACAAGAUUGAGGUCCUCUACCUGAUGCAGUUCUUCGCCAUCACCAUGUUUCGCAACCAGAAGGUUUGUGCUCGGUAUUAUCUGACAUCCAGUCGCCACCCGAAUACGGGUGCGGCUCUGCUAGGAUGAGAGACGGUUGAUACUGAAAACCCAACUCAGCUGGCACCUUGGUUCAUGUUAUAGCUGAUACUCGUCUCAUAUUCCUAGCCACAAGAUGUAUUAGAUUGGAUGUAUUCUAGCUAUCUAGGCACAUAUUCACUGGCAGUGACCAGAUGAUAGUCUAUACAUACAGCAAGAUGCUUCGUCAUAUGCAUUUUCCUGAUGUACAAAUGAAGAAAUCCCGAAAGCAAAAGGCAGAAAACAAAAAAAAGCUGAAAUAAGAAAACAAAAGGGUAUCAUGUCAAACAAUCUCGACCCCUUUCACGUAGGGAAGAAAACAGGCUAGAAAAUCAAAGUAACCGAAAAAAAUAACAAGAAAGCAUCUCAUCUGUCGUGUCAUCUCGUUUUGGACUCAUCCAAUUCAGGCAUAUCCGGGAAGCUCACUGUUCCCAGAAUACCUUAGAUCUGGGAGCGUCAUCGCUCGCGGCCUCAACAUCGACUCGACUUCAGCAUCCUCCAUGGCCGUCUCAAAGUCCGGCAGCACCUCAGGUCUCGGAGACUCGACGCCAGCAAUGGCCGCGAUCUGCAGCGGGAGAGACAAGGCCAGCGUCGUUGACCCCGAGUUGGAUCCGCCGACAGUCAAGGAGAUUUGGAGAGAGUAGGUGCGCGAGGUGAUGCAGCUCGCAAACGACGGAAUGAAGGUCUUGCCACCGCCCCUGGCACUCCCUGCGCUAGGUAGCCGGAUGGGCACAGGGACCUCGCUAGAGUGGUAAAUGGGUGACGCAAACCUCUCC